Molecule: messenger RNA, 1434 nt
Organism: Branchiostoma floridae (Florida lancelet)
Lineage: Eukaryota; Metazoa; Chordata; Leptocardii; Amphioxiformes; Branchiostomatidae
Product: protein CREG1-like
Exons: 4
Coding region: 106-681 (191 amino acids)
Source: RefSeq, a predicted model, not a curated record
CAAUGCCAUGUACUGCCUGCGCAAUCACUAUUUCUUGUUUUCAGCAUCUGCGCUAACAGUUCCGUUAGAUUUUAUUUGUUGUCAGGCGAGCAUCAAAACGGCAUCAUGUUCACCGUGGUCCUAACGGCGAUGUUGAGCGGGUUGGUAGCGGGGUCCACACCGCCUCCUCACGGCGACUACGCCGCCACGGCUCGCUACGUGGUUCACAACAACGACUGGGGCAGUCUGGCUUCCAUAUCGACACACCAACCCAUGAAGGGGAAACCUUUCACUAACGUUUUCUCCGUAAGUGACGGUCCUGUGGGUAACGGUACCGGUGUGCCGUACUUAUUCCUAAGUCCGCUAGAUGUCACUGAUCAAGACCUGCAGGUCAACAACAACGCUACCCUGUCCAUGUCAGAGGUGAUGAGCGGGUACUGCGCGAGUCAGAAGUGGGACGCCGAAGAUCCCCGAUGUGCUAAAAUCAUCCUGUCGGGAAAAGUCGUCAAUGUUCCCGAAGCUGAGAUCGACUUUGCCAAAAAUGCCCUGUUCACAAGGCAUCCUAUCAUGGAAGACUGGUUUAAGAUGGAAAGUCACAAGUUUUACUUCGCCAAGAUGCAGAUUGAAGCUGUCUUCGUCUUGGAUUUCUUCGGCGGAGGAAAUAUCGUCACUCCUGAAGACUACUUCAACGCUAAGAUAUAGCUUCAUUCAGGGCCUCAAAGCUUUGUUUUAAAUUAGACAUUUAUUAGAAAAAUCUGACGCACCACUACCCGUUAAAAGCAAACUCUACUUGUGUUUAACCUAAUUUUAAUGGGUUCGAAAUAUGGGGGCCAUUCAGAAGUUUAAAAGUGUAUUUCAAAUUUUGUAAGCACUCAAUUACUCUUCCCAUAACCUUGCUGCACGAGCCAAAUUACGGAGGUGUGAAAGAUUCGUAAAUAGGACCGUGACUUUACCCCCUCUGUCAGCUUUUAUGUAUACUGCAGUUUAUUUCGUACAUUUUUCAGGCCAUCCCAACAAAACCUGUACGUGUACUUUAAUAGACAAGUUGGGCAAAAUACACAAUAUAUUCCCCGAUAUGCGAAAGAGUCGUAAAUGGGAACGUGCAUGUGCCCCCUCUAUCAUAUUCUGUUUAAACUGCAGUUUAUUUUUGCAAGACAUCCCAACAAAACCUCACUCUGACCAGCUGUAUUCAGCUUUGCUGCUAUACUUGUACCAAUCAUAGUCGGCUAAAAACAAAGUGCAAUUAGUGUAACCGAAAUCUAUUGUUUGUGUAUAUCUUGCUUCUCAGAACAACGAGAAAAGUCAAUGGCCGACUAUGUUUAAGUAUAUUUUUUGUUGUUGUCAAAGUCUUUUACAUCUUGAGGGGUUGGGGAAACUCAUCCGGCUUGUCUUAUCGAAGACUAUGUAUUGCAUAUGUAAAGAUGCCAAAAUAAAAUUUUAGUAAUCUCUACCCUA